GGGACAUUUGUGGCAUACAACGUUUUUCCGAAAUAGGUUGCAGUUGUCGAAAUAGAACACGUCUUCAACUAUAUCCUGCACAUACCCCAUCGAGCUACCGCCGGCACAUAUUUCAGUCGUGUUGCAUGACCAAACAGGUAAAAGGGCGGUGUGCUAAAAAAAGAAUGUGCUGCCCACACGACUAGGGCGUAUAAGGAAGUUAUGGACAUGGUUAUAAACACGGCAUUUUACUGAUCCCUUAACACUGUUCAAGGAAUCGUGGCUGCUACUUUACCUUAAAAAUGCCUGCUAAGAAAGUGUGCAUCGUUGGAUCUGGAAACUGGGGCUCUGCGAUAGCCAAAAUCGUUGGUCACAAUGCAAAGGGAUCCAACAGGUUUGACCCCAUUGUUAACAUGUGGGUGUUUGAAGAGAUGAUCGAUGGCAAAAAGUUAACAGAAAUCAUCAACACAGAGCAUGAGAACGUCAAAUACCUACCGGGUCACAAGCUUCCCAAAAAUGUGGUUGCUGUUCCAGACAUCACAGAAGCGGUGAAAGGGGCCAGCAUACUGAUCUUUGUCAUUCCACAUCAGUUCAUUGGGAGGCUAUGUGAUCAGAUGAAACCUCAUAUUGCACAGGGAACCAUUGGGAUAUCCCUCAUCAAAGGCAUCGAUGAAGGCCCUGAGGGCUUGAAGCUCAUCUCUGACAUCAUCCGGGAGAAACUGGAAAUCGAGGUUAGCGUCCUGAUGGGGGCCAACAUUGCCAACGAAGUGGCUGAUGAGAAGUUCUGUGAGACCACAAUUGGAGCGAAGAAUGAAGCAAAUGGACAUAUCUUUAAAGAGCUGCUGCAGACUCCCAACUUCAGGAUCACCGUGGUGCAGGAGAGUGACACAGUAGAACUCUGUGGGGCUCUCAAGAAUAUUGUAGCGGUGGGCGCUGGGUUCUGUGACGGUCUGGGCUUUGGGGACAACACCAAGGCUGCGGUGAUCCGGCUUGGGCUGAUGGAGAUGAUCGCCUUCACCAAGCUGUUCUGUAAGGGCCAGGUUUCCUCCGUGACCUUCCUGGAGAGCUGUGGGGUCGCCGACCUGAUCACCACCUGCUACGGGGGGCGCAACCGCAAGGUGGCCGAGGCCUUCGCCAAGACGUCCAAGUCUAUUGAAGAGCUAGAGGCUGAGAUGCUCAAUGGUCAGAAGCUCCAAGGCCCACAAACCUCCGCUGAGGUGUUCAAAAUUCUCAAGAAGAGAGACAUGAUCAGCAAGUUUCCGUUGUUUGCCUCUGUGUACCAGAUCUGCUUUGAGGGAAAAGCUGUGCAGGAGUUUAUCACAUGUCUACAGAGCCACCCUGAACAUAUGUGAUCACUCUGGAACCUGCAGCCACGGAACCUGCAGCUCCUCCAAUGGUGUAGAGUUGAAGUUGCCCCUAGAUGCUGAUCUUGUCAGUUUUGCAUUCCCCUAUGGUUAGGUUGGGAUUAGAGAGGGGAAGCUGAUCCUAGACCUGUACCUAUAGGGCAACUUCACCCCCGGAGCCACUUCCAGUAGCACCAUCAUACCAUCAGAGGGCAGCAGCGCUGCAUAAAUGCUCAUUCAUAUCAUUGUAACUACCUAAAAAUGUAACUGUAACCACUAAAUAUUCCUUAUCAUUUCAUACUAAGUCUGAAGAACCACUACUUAACGUGCUUUGUCGCAUAUUCAUAUGUUUUGUGUUUUGAUUGUGUAUCAGCUUAUCAACUAAACCAACUACACUUGACACGUGUACAGUAAUCUUUGUUGGUUACAAAAAUGUUUUCUAUUCAUUUAACAAUUUUACAAUUUGUGGAACAAAUAUUCUCAAAAUAAUAAUUUUGAGUGAAAAACAAAUGUAUUGUGACUCUUUUGUUUCACUUCAUCUUGUCACAUGGGGGCACACUUACUCUCGCUGCAUUGGGGUGGGAGGUAGCCUAGUGGUUAGCGUGUUGGACCAGUAACCGAAAGGUUGCUAGAUCGAAUCCCCGAGAUGACAAGGUAAAAAUCUGUCGUUCUUCCCUUAAACCCACUGUUCGGCCAUCAUUGUAAAUAAGACUUUGUUCUUAACUGACUUGCCGAGUUAAAUAAAAUAAAAAAGACAUUGAUGUCA
Molecule: messenger RNA, 2088 nt
Organism: Oncorhynchus masou masou (cherry salmon)
Lineage: Eukaryota; Metazoa; Chordata; Actinopteri; Salmoniformes; Salmonidae
Product: glycerol-3-phosphate dehydrogenase [NAD(+)], cytoplasmic-like
Exons: 9
Coding region: 282-1331 (349 amino acids)
Biological process (GO): glycerol-3-phosphate catabolic process; carbohydrate metabolic process
Cellular component (GO): cytosol; glycerol-3-phosphate dehydrogenase (FAD) complex
Molecular function (GO): NAD binding; glycerol-3-phosphate dehydrogenase [NAD(P)+] activity; protein homodimerization activity
Source: RefSeq, a predicted model, not a curated record